GAGGCGGCAGGUUGCGGCGGCGGCGCCGGGCGCCGGAAAGCAGCCAGUUCGAGCCUGGGUCCCGGAGGCCGGCGAGCGCCCAGGACAGGGAUGCUCUCAGGACUAGCAGCCAUGGAGCUGAAGGUGUGGGUGGACGGCAUACAGCGCGUGGUCUGUGGGGUCUCAGAGCAGACCACCUGUCAGGAAGUGGUCAUCGCGCUGGCCCAAGCAAUAGGCCAGACGGGCCGCUUUGUGCUCGUGCAGCGUCUCAGGGAGAAGGAACGGCAGCUGCUGCCCCAGGAGUGUCCAGUGGGUGCCCAGGCUACCUGUGGACAGCUUGCCAGUGAUGUCCAGUUUGUCCUGAGGCGGACAGGGCCCAGCCUCGCUGGAAGGCCCUCCUCAGACAGCUGCCCACCUCCCGAACGCUGCCCAGUCCGGGCCAGCCUCCCCCCGAAGCCACGACCAGCCCUGGGCCACGAGCCCCGCAAAGCACUGACCUUCAGUCUUGGGUGCCCUGGGCUGGCCCCCAUCCCUGCGCUGCCGGAGGCUGUGGCCCCCAUAGCACCAAUGCCAGGCUCCUGUGCAGACCUGCAGGGCCUGGAGCGAAGGGUGCAGAGGAACGCAUUGGAGCUGGGUCAGGAGGCCUUCUGGGAGCAGGAGCUCCGGCGGGAGCAGGUGCGGGAGCGUGAGGGGCAGGCACGCCUGCAAGCCCUGAGCGCCGCCACUGCCGAGCAUGCGGCCCGGCUGCAGGCCCUGGACGCCCAGGCCCGUGCCCUGGAGGCUGAACUACAUCUGGCCACAGAGGCCCCUGGGCCCCCCUCACCCACAGCCUCUGCAACUGAACGCCUGCGCCAGGACCUGGCUGCCCAGGAGCGACAGAGUGCAGAGGUGCAAGGCAGCCUGGCCCUGGUCAGCCGGGCUCUGGAGGCUGCUGAGCGUGCUCUGCAGGCCCAGGCCCAGGAGCUAGAGGAGCUGAACCGGGAGCUUCGCCAGUGUAACCUGCAGCAGUUCAUCCAGCAGACGGGGGCUGCCCCGCCACCACCCCCACGGCCAGACGGGCCCCCCCCCACCACACAGGAUCUUCUUCUGCCUCUGACCAGAGAAGAGUCUUUCGCAAGAACCUCCCAGAGUCCUGCUCUGAUGUCCAGCCUGAGCCCAGAGAUUGUCCCCAUGAGGCAGAACUCCUGGAGGUAGCAGUUCUUGCCCCAGAAUGGACGUCCGCUGCCAGCCCAGCCCUGGGCUCCAAUGACACGAGCGAGGGCGCCAAGGCUGGCCCGACUUGGACAACAGCGGCGUCAGGGGAUCCAGAGGGUUCAUUUCCCCAUGCACUGGGAAGCCCUGGUGCCCUGGGCCUGAGACAGAAUGCCUCAGAGCCCUGGGGUUCUGCUCUGGGGGGCACGGGGAGGCUGAGGAUGCUUGCCCUAGUACUUGCCAAGUCUGCCGAGCCCCCUGGAGAAGCAGGGAGCAUGGCUGGCUCAGAAUUUGCUAGGCCCCAAAGGCCACCGCUCCUUAUUGGGAACAGGAGAUGUGUGGACACUGCUCAGCUGUGGGUGUGUGCUUGCACGUGGGAGGUAUCUUCAUCGCGUGUAAGCACAUACAUGGGUGUGCUGCCUCCGGUACCCUGACCCUAAAACCUCAAUAAACUACCCCAAAUGGCU
Molecule: messenger RNA, 1637 nt
Organism: Hyaena hyaena (striped hyena)
Lineage: Eukaryota; Metazoa; Chordata; Mammalia; Carnivora; Hyaenidae
Gene: RASSF7
Product: Ras association domain family member 7
Exons: 6
Coding region: 91-1173 (360 amino acids)
Biological process (GO): signal transduction
Source: RefSeq, a predicted model, not a curated record